Messenger RNA from Trichomonas vaginalis G3, 1979 nucleotides. RefSeq names its product sensory perception of sound protein family. The record is from RefSeq and is a predicted model, not a curated record. Lineage: Eukaryota; Parabasalia; Trichomonadida; Trichomonadidae. The transcript has a single exon. The annotation marks the transcript as partial.
AUGUCGAGUAGUCAUGGUAUAACAUUAAAUAAACCAACACCUACACCAAAAAUAACUCCUGUAUCACAUCCUAGUACAACUAACCCAGUAUCUGAUUCAAAUCAAGCGGAAAGAUCACAGGUUCUUAAAAGAGCUAAUACACCAACUGCUUCCCCUAUUAGAACACCAGAGCCAACUCCAAGAAUCACAAAGGCGCCAACACCUUCACCGACUGUUGAACCAACUCCAGAACCAACAGUACCUCCAACUCCAUCUCCAACUCCAUCACCGACACCUACAAAAGCACCUACUCCAUCUCCAACUCCGACUAAAGCUCCGACACCGUCUCCAACACCAACUAAAGCUCCAACACCGUCUCCAACUCCAGCUGAACCAACUGAUGCAGAAUCUAUUCAAAAUUGGUUAGACGAAGAAAAGCGAAAAGAAAAGGCUGCAAUUGAUGCUGCACUAGAUAAAAACACACCACCACAGACACUUGGUGGUUACAUGUUAAAGAAAGACAACAUUCAAAGACAAGAACGUGCAUUGAGUGUUGCCAGAGAACAAGCACAAGAAGAGAAGAAAAUAGUUGAAGGAGAAGCUUCAAAUAGAGGUGGUCCAGGAACUUACAAAGGAUCAAACUAUCCAGCAGAGAAAGCCUCGAGUGAUAAUGUUGUCUCAAGAGCUACUGAUUUAGUUACCCAUGGUAUUCUAACUGGUGCAACAGCUGUUGGUAGUGCUAUUGGAACCAGUGUUGACACUGUUGUUGAUACUGUAAGAACUGUUACAAAUCCUACACCUGAAGAUAGGAAGGAAGAAUUUCUUACUCUUAAUACAAAGGCAAAACCAGGGAUAUGGAUUGGUCGUGGAAUUUUAAAUGCUGGUAGUGCUAUUGGCAAUGGCGCUUCAGCGGUAGGGGGAUGGCUCGGAAGAACAGCAACAUCAACCGCAAAUGGAAUACUAACAGGUGCCAAAUCACUUGGUAAUUGGGCUGAUGAUAAGUAUACAAAAUAUUAUGAAGAAAAAGCUCGUAAGGCUAAGGAAGAAGCUGAACGAAAGGCGAAAGAAGAAGCUGAACGUAAAGAACUAGAGGAGCUUAAGAAGAAAGAAAAAGCUCGUAAGGCUAAGGAAGAAGCUGAACGAAAGGCGAAAGAAGAAGCUGAACGUAAAGAACUAGAGGAACUUAAGAAGAAAGAAAAAGCUCGUAAGGCUAAGGAAGAAGCAGAUAGAAAGGCGAAAGAAGAAGCAGAUAGAAAGGCUAAGGAAGAAGCUGAUAGAAAGGCGAAAGCAGCAACUCCAUCGCCAUCUCCAUCUCCUUCACCAUCAAUAGCGGCUCCUGUGAGACAAUUUGGUGCAUGGGGUGCUGAUUUAGUCAAAGAUGCUGCACAAGGAAUUGGAAAGGAACUGAAGAACACAACAUUAGGUACAAUAGAGCGUUUUGGUAAUCUUACGGAUUACACAAUUAGAUCAGCUGCUAAUCUUUUAUAUAACCAGACUACUGAUAACGGUACUGAUGAAUUGGCUGUAAACGGACUAGCAUCAAUUAAGAAAUCAGCAGAAGAUAAAUACGAUGAAUGGAAAAAGAAUAUUAAGGGUGAAUAUAAUAAGUAUGCAUAUCCUGAAGAACAUAUGAAGUUAGAGCUUACCAGACUAAGAUCAAAAUAUGGUAAUGAAACAACAAAUACUACAACGCAAACGACGAAAGCUGACAGAAAGAUUGAUGACACUCCUACUCCAACUCCUGCAAUGGCGAACAUCACAACAAUUGCUCCAAGAGUUCCAACAGGAGAAGGUAUAUCAGGAAAUGUUUCAACUACUCAUAACAUUACUGAAGCAGCUAAUGUUUCAGCAGUUGAGCAACCUGUUGUUAAUGUAACUCAGGAAAACGCUACUGAAACAUCAACACCAAGACAGGAUGUAAAUAAUGAACGUCCAGAAGUUAAGGAGGUUGCAAAAGCAUACCUGGAGAAAAAUACUACACAAGUUCUUGAAGCAGAAAA